CUCUGUUGUCAUUCCUGUGCCUGUUUAGCAGCAGUUUAAACUGGACAUUCAUUGUCCGGUUCUCCAUCAAACUUGUCGCCGGCCAAACAACUUUUGGUCAUCAAACCGUUAUUUACAACAUUUUGCAUAAAACUGUCACAGCAAAACCCGUUGAUAUUCUUUGGAAACUUGGUAAACGAAUAACGGCAGUUUUUCCACAAUAGUGCUUGCUGUUAAUAACAGUGAAGCAAGAUGUUAAGCUUUCGGAUGCAAAACAUAUAAAGUAGAAGAGGAAGACAGGCGAACAAUAGAAGACAAUUAAAGAAAUAAAUAAAACACAGUGGAAUUGUGCAUGGAAGUUUCUAUUUGCCAUAGAUGUAACGAGAAAAGCUCCCACACGUUGUUCUCGCAUUUCACGACAGUCGCAAAACAGUCUUACAUGAGCCAACUAUGAAAAUUGGCGUUAAUUAAACUAAAAAACCUACGGCAAACAUUUUAAACGCCAAAAUGUGGAUACAACCCAAAGAGCUGCUGCUACCGUCGGCAUUUUGGACCGCCGAAAUGUACUCCAGGUAUUUUGUGCUACAGAAGCGACGCGGACAUGGCGAAUCGCGCGGAUUUGGCUCAAUGCUGGUGGGCACCUUUGACAGCGUGAUGAACACAAAGCCGGCGCCCUAUCGAAUACUGCAUCAGACGCCGUCCUCGGAAGUGUCUUAUGAAAUUGCCAUUGGCAUAACACAGGAUGACAUCGUCAAGGAUUGGGAAUGGCUGCAGACCAAUCUCUUCAGUGUACUCAACGAAAUGGAAAACGAGGAUGAAGUUACAAACUUUACCAUAUGCAAAAUACAAUCGCUCUAUGCUCAAAAUAAUCAAGACGAAUCUGGCGAAUCGCCAGACUUCAAAGUGAAGUCCUCUAACUUUAGACAAAUCUUCAAGAUGCCCGAAGAGGAACGCCUGGUCAACUCGUACUCGGCCACCUAUAUUAAGAAUAAAAUACCGCGCCAGGGACAGUUGUACAUUUCGCUGAACCAUGUGUGCUUCUACUCGCUCAUGCUUAACCAGGAGAUCAAGCUAAUCAUACGCUUCGCUGAGCUGGAGGACAUAAGUCGCAGUGGCAAUACAAUUUAUCUGAAGACUACCAACAAUAUGACGUACAAUUUCACGCUGAUGUUCAACAUGAAUGAGGCGCACGUCCUCAUUGAGCAGCUAAACAAAAUGGCCAUACAAAAGUUAAUACAUGACCCAGAGAGUCCCGUUGUGGACCAUGAUCCAUCGAAUUUUGCGCGUCUCGGCGCUAAAACUUCAAAGAAGUCGGUGCUGCUGCGUGAUUUGACGGCUCGUCAAAAAUCUGAGGAGUUUCGCGUUUACUUUCGUCUGCCGCAAACAGAAAUUAUUGAUGGCAAGAUUAAAGCCGACAUAUGGACUCCGUACUCGAAGCGAUUCAAUGCCGGCUACAUUUAUCUGUCACCCAAUUUCUUUUGCUUUCGCAGCGAUGUCAAGGAUUUGGUUAGCGUUGUAAUACCAAUGAAAACUAUAAAGAGUGUUGAGAAAAAGGACGAUGGUCAGCAACGUUUUGACAAUCAAAUUGUCAUUUUUACAGCGGAGAAUGUGCCUUUUAUGUUCGCCAAAAUUGCGGAUCGCGAGGUUCUCAUCUCGAAAAUUACAGAUCUACUGUCGCGAAUUCAUAUACCGGUUAGUCGCGAACGUGCCAAGUACGAUAUCUCGUGGAGCAAACAGACCGCAUUGCUCAACACAUUCAAGACGGAGUUCAGCGCGGACAUACAGAAGAAGCAGGAGCUAAAAAUGGCACGCUGGGAAGAACAUUUUCGCGAUUUCGGACGCGGCAUUGCUAUGUAUCGCACCACAGAUGUGAUCAAUUUAAUUGUGGAGGGGAUACCGGACAAGCUAAGGCAGGAGAUUUGGCUAAUCUUCUCUGGCGCUAUACACGACAAAGAAAUGAAUCCCGGCCUGUAUGAGGAUUUGGUGGAGAAAGCCGCUUGCAUUAAGGAUUCGUAUACGCACGAGGAAAUCGAUAGGGACUUGAAGCGUUCGCUGCCCGAGCAUCCGGCAUUCCAAUGUACCGAUGGCACCGGUGCCCUGAGACGAGUACUGCAGGCAUAUGCGCUGCGUAAUCCGCAGGUGGGCUACUGUCAGGCCAUGAACAUUGUUUCAUCGGUAUUUCUGCUCUUUUGCGAUGAGGAGAACGCCUUCUGGAUGCUGGCCAGCCUCUGCGAGAAUCUGUUGCCAGACUACUACAAGGACAAGGUUGUGGGUGCCCAGAUUGAUCAGGGCGUGCUUAAUGAGCUGGUGGAGACAUAUCUGUCGGAUUUGCAUGAGCAUCUAGAACGACUUAACGUUAUUAAAAUGAUCUCCAUCUCGUGGUUCCUCGCCAUAUUCAUAAGUGUGAUCAGCUAUGAGAGUUCCUUGCAAAUAUUGGACUGCUUCUUCUAUGAGGGCGCCAAGAUCAUUUUCAUGGUCUCACUACAGAUCAUCGAAUGGAACCGCGACAAGCUGCUGAACUGUCAGGACGAUGGGGAGGCCAUGCUGGUACUGCAAACCUAUUUAGAGGGUAUCUACAAUCCCGAAUACCAAGUGCCACAGACCACGGACAAGCGCGAACGAGUACGCACCCAAACAGUACAGACUUUGAUACACGAGGCGUAUACUAAAUUCGGCGAGGAGCUGACGCAGCAGCGCAUCGAGGAGCUGCGCAAUAAGCAUCGACGCCUCACAAUGCGACAGUUCGACAUUGACAACGAGAAGACCAUUGUAAAGGCCCAUAUGCAGAAUGUGUACUUUGAGCGGCAGGAACUGCACAUGCUGCUCACAAUAAUACGGGAGGAGAAGCUGACACUCAAGUCUAUGCAGCAGCAGCAGCAGAAGGCACAAUGCCACAUGAGUGAGGCGCCGCAGCUGCUGCCUCAUCAUCAGUCACCGACACGUGCUGGACUUGGCGAUGUUAUGCCUGGUGGCGGUAAUGGACGCCACGAAGCUUACAGCGUCAACUUUGAGGUAUUCCACACACUCUUCACAGAGCUAACGCCCUGGCGAAAGUGCGUUAGCGUUGAUGUUGGUGAAAAACUUUUCAGGCUGACGGACAAAAAAGGCACCGGACAAUUGGACUUUGGUCAGCUAAUCAACGCUUUUGGCUUGGUUUGCUCCAGCAAGAGCAUGGAGAAACUGAAGCUGCUCUUUGUGUUGCAUUUACCGCCGUUGCUUUCUAAGGCAGAAAUUGAACGCAUGCGACGUCCGCGACCGCGGACCAAAGAUGAUGCCGAGGAGGCAUUCGAAGCAGAGGAUUUCUUUGACGAGGAUGCCUCUGAGUCGAUUGAAGCGCUGCCGUCUCCAUCGGAUCACAACUUUGAUGCCGAUGACUAUGCGCUGAUUAGCGCCACGCAGCAUUUGCAUAAUCUGGCUGGCAUUUCGGGCAACACAUUCAUGGAUUUGUCAAGAACAACGCCGAAUCUUUCGCUGAAUUCGAAUGCAUCGUCGCUGGCGCAGCGCAACUCGACUUUUUAUGUGGAUCUGCCCGCUGCACACCAGGGUACUACAACACGCACAGAUGCUGGGCAGGAUGACGACAACGACAUCGGCCUACGCCAGCAGGGACGUUACGAAUCGAUUGACACAUUUUCGGAUAUUUCAGAUCUGGGCGCGGCACGCAUAACGCCGCCGCAAACAUCGACGACAGCUGCAGCCGCAAGUGCUGCAGAACAAAUGCUACUGAACGUUGAGACUAUAUCGAAUUUCUCACAGAUCAGCGACCUGGUCGCGGCUACGCGUCUAGAGCGCGCCGAUUCGAAUGCAACGGAUACACGCAGCUUGGGCAGCCUCGGCUAUUUGCUGGAUGAGGGUGCCUCCGCCACUGGACAGCACCGUCAGGUACCCAACAUGCGCAAGGAGAACUUUCAGUUGCUGUGGCGCAGCAUCAUUGAGAUAAUGGGCUGUGUACAGGACGAGGAUAUGAGACGUGCAUACGAAAAUCUCAUUGAAAUGGGCAACAGCAAUAUUAAGAAGGAGCCAAGCUUGGAGAGUUUCACGCAGCUCAAUUUAGGCGGCAGUGGCGAUGAGCAACCGGAUAGCAAUGGAAAUCCCACGACACCCGCGGCAGAGCCCAGCAGCACGACACGUUUAUUUGUGGCUCUCGAGGAGGAGUUGCGUCAGGCAAAAGCAGGAACAGCAGCUGCAGCUGGAGCAUCAGCAACAGCAACCACAUCCAACAGCAGCGGCAGCAGCAAUAGCACAAACACAUCGGAUGCCUGGCAUAUAUCCAUUAAUCAGUUUAUAGCCACUGUACUCACUUGCGAAUGCAUUGUUAAAGCAUUCCAGACGCGCACCCACAUCGUGGAGCAGAUUGAACAGCUGCAGAAGAAACGACGUAAGUGCUUGUCCACUAACUACAACUACUAAGUCCCCCCUUUGAAAUCCAAUAUCCUGCUAGAACCCAAUGUAUUAGCCAUUAAAAGAAACCCAUAGAACUGUGCAAUGCGGCUUCAGCUUUUAACCGUGCCCCGUUUUAAAAAAAAAUAUAUAUAUACAUAUAUAUAUAUAUCUAUCUAUCUAUAUAUAUAUAUUUAUAUAUAUAUAUGUUAUUCGUAUAUUACCCCGAUUAGUUAAGCCAACUGUUUGUGAAUAUAGUUCUAUUAUUAUACCUAUUAUACAAAAAAAAA
Drosophila virilis is the source of this 4649-nucleotide messenger RNA. It is a transcript of the gene Tbc1d8-9, whose product is annotated as TBC1 domain family member 8/9. Gene Ontology annotation, molecular function: calcium ion binding. Lineage: Eukaryota; Metazoa; Arthropoda; Insecta; Diptera; Drosophilidae. The record is from RefSeq and is a predicted model, not a curated record.